This is a messenger RNA of Gamsiella multidivaricata, 1168 nucleotides long. RefSeq lists its product as uncharacterized. Lineage: Eukaryota; Fungi; Mortierellomycota; Mortierellomycetes; Mortierellales; Mortierellaceae. Bases 469 to 936 code for a protein of 155 amino acids. The record is from RefSeq and is a predicted model, not a curated record. The transcript has 2 exons.
CUCUAUUCUUUGAUGCUUCUCGAGACCAAUCUACAAAUGGAAUACAUCGUUUCGUGGCUCCUUGGCCGAAGCGCUCUCAUCCAAUUGCAAGAAGUUGUGUAAAAGUGCUGCGUUUUCCCUGGACUCGACGGGGGAGCACUGAGCAAUAAAUACGGGCCAAGAUAUUCCUUCGAACCUCUAUCUUCCUCACUUCAUUACCCAUACUACUACUUAUCACAGCUUGCCAUAAACAAUCCAUCAAAGCACUUCGUCAGACUAACACAGCAUGACUACUUCCUCUGCCACAGAAUCCAAGCCGAAGGAGGAGCUCCUCAAGGAUGCCUAUGUGAAAUCAUUCACGAGCCUUUCGAAGACAAAUACGACGAUAAAUGGGAAGAGGAUACCUAUUGGGCAGCGGUCAAAAAUUUCAAGGCCAAAUCCAAGGAGAUUGGAUACGAGGAUCCCUUUGAGGUUCUCUCCAAGUUCAGGAUGACGUCCUUUGAGAAGAUCCGUGACAGAUUGAAGGCCGGUCCUCCAGCAUGCUUCAGGGACGGAUGGAAAAGCUCUCUGCUAGGCACCAAGGUUGACCCCGUUGCCGCAAUUGCUCCGCUAGAGCAUGUCAACGGCCCCAGGUACUCUGGCGACGAGCGAAUUGUGGUUCUCGACUUUUGGGCCACCUGGUGCGGUCCAUGUGUGCAUGCUGGUCCCGAACUGUCCGAGUUGGCCGAGAAGCAUGUUGGUCGUGUCGCGAUCAUCGGUGUGAACAACGAGAGCAUGUUCAGCAAAAAGGAGCACGACGUUGAGAAUAUCAGGGCUUUCCUCCAAGAGAACAAGGAAGGAUUCCGUUAUACUAUCUACGUCGACACCCCCGAAGGAUAUGCCAAAGACAGUAAGUCCCUGGAAUUUUGCUCAAACUACAGCACAUAUUUCUACUUGCCUCAUUGUGAAAGUAAGUAAAAGAGAGAGCGCUAACUUGGUUCCCCCCCAUAAAAAGCUGUUUACUUAAAGACCGAUUACAAGGCCAUUCCAUGCGUUAUUGUGCUGGUCGAUGGUGUUGUCACAUUUGUAGGGCCUCCCCAGGAGGGAUUCAAAGCUGCCUUGGAGGAGGCCUUGGCUCUUGUUCCUGCCAAAGAGGAAUAGAUGGUGGAGGCAAUAUUUUGUAUGCGUGGCGCGAAAGUGAAAACGCGUG